AUGUGGACCUCCCGAAUCCAGCAAACUGCUUUCUGUCACAAGACCUAUUCGACGCCAAAGUGGAUCUCGAACUUUGACAUUGAUGGGCCAGCUAAUGAUCGGUACCUGGCGGUUGCAGUUACUAGUUCGAGAGUGCGUCGGCUGAACUCCGGCCUAUCUGAAUCCCCGCUUCUCCAAUAUGGGGCUGCGGGGGCUCGAGCUGCGGUUUUGGGAACAUGUCACCGUACUCUGACCAAGAACCAAGUCAAAUAA
Molecule: messenger RNA, 252 nt
Organism: Penicillium longicatenatum
Lineage: Eukaryota; Fungi; Ascomycota; Eurotiomycetes; Eurotiales; Aspergillaceae
Exons: 1
Coding region: 1-252 (83 amino acids)
Source: RefSeq, a predicted model, not a curated record